Molecule: messenger RNA, 579 nt
Organism: Candidozyma auris
Lineage: Eukaryota; Fungi; Ascomycota; Pichiomycetes; Serinales; Metschnikowiaceae
Exons: 1
Coding region: 1-579 (192 amino acids)
Biological process (GO): tRNA threonylcarbamoyladenosine modification; telomere maintenance via recombination
Cellular component (GO): nucleus; EKC/KEOPS complex; cytosol
Source: RefSeq, a predicted model, not a curated record
AUGACUUAUAAAACCUUCACAUUCCCACAGUUUCCUGAGGUGACUGUCUUCGCAUCUUAUUACCUGGGAAUAUCUUCGGAAACAUUGAAGACAGUAAAGUCAGAGCUUGUUAGCGGCAACAAGGAAUAUGACUACUGUUUUGUUAGUACUACUCAUCUCAUUUCCUUAGAACAACUCUGUUGCAGUCUACAUCGCUCUAUCCAAAACAGGGAGCUCCAGAGAAUGAAAGCAAAGACGAUAAACACAGAGAUCUUAUACAACCUCUCGCCCACAAAUAAUAUCAAUGAGGCGUUGAAACGCUUUGGCGUGGAUGAGACUAGAUCUGAUAUCAUUGUGCUCAAAGUGUUGCAAGCAGCGGACGCUACAAAAUCUGCUCUUGAAACGAUUGACUCCGAUUUGAGAAGUCUCUUAGGUGGAGACUCCACGCGGAAUAUUUCUGAUUCGACAUUACGCGAGACAGUUGAUCUAAAAAAGCUUUUUAAAUUGUUCAAAAUUCAGGCCGUCAAUGAUGAUGCAGCUGAUGCACAGCUUCGAUAUUCGAAUGAUGCUAUAGCAGCCAGUCUAUUGAGGGGAUGCUAG